CGUCCCAACUCCUCUGGCGGCCGGCUACGCAAGGCUCCGCGUCGCGACAGCAGUCGGCAGCCGCCGGUGUGUCAGUCAGGUUCCAGCGUUGGUGCGCGCCCGAUCACAGCAGUGCGGCUCCCGUCUGUCGGCAGACGACGCGGCGCGGAGGACGGGCGGCGAGCAUUCCUGCGCGGCUGAGCGUUGACAUCGUCGAGGCUGUUGUCUGCAAGUGACGGAGUUGUUGGUCUUCCAAAUGCAGUUGCCGAAAGAUUUCUGUUUCAACUCGGUGCGCGGUCCGUGCGCGGUGUGUGGAGUGGAGGGCUCGCGAUGUACCGGCUGCCUGCUCGACUACUACUGCGGCAAACAGCACCAGACACAGGACUGGCCGCGACACCGGGCGGGAUGCAAGGUGCUGGAGCUGCGUACAGAUGAGCGCCUGGGGCGGCACCUGGUGGCCACCAGGAACAUUCCCGCUGCGACUGUGAUCCUGAGAGAGCGCCCUAUGCUCUCAAUCCCUUCACCGUGGACUGCGGAGGAAAGUCUUAACGAGAAGCUCCAGGCUUUUAACAAGGUUUACUGUGUGGGUUGCCUGGCUUCUGACCAAAGCUUAACCUACGAAAGGAAGUGCAGUUCGUGUGGGUGGCCCGUUUGUCGCAGCGAAUGUAGCAAGUCUGAUGCACAUAGGCCGGAGUGUGAGGCCUUUCAACGUGCGGGCUUUAAACUAACUGCUGAUACAAGAAAGAAAGCGGGAUCUUACUUGUGGAUGGCCCUGGCCGCUCUAAGAACCCACCUAGCUAUGAAGAAACAUCCAAAACUUGCGGAUCUACAGGCCACAUACAAGCAGCCCCUCCUGCCAGCGAAAGGGAUUCAGGCUCCGGCACUGGGUGUGAACGACAACAACAACUGGCGUGCUGAGCAGGCCGUGACCCACAAGAUGUCCGAGACCUGGCCCGCUGCCGCACGGUGGUUGCGCGAGACGGCGGGCCUGAGUUGGCUGACCGAGGACGAGCUAGUGCGGGCCGCUGGCGUCAACGAGAUCAACGGCAUCAACUUGAACCCCAUGAACUGUGUCAUGCUCAACGGUAAGACCGCCACUCACCUUUUUCCUGCUGUGUCUAUGGUUGAGCACAACUGUGAGCCCACUGGGAUGCUGCUGGCGUGGGAUCCGACCAGCCAGUCCAUGGAGCACAUCGUGGUGACGUCAAGGGGAGUAUCGAAGGGCGAGCACAUCAGCCUGGACUACUUGGACACGCCCUUCCAGGAUGGAGUGACAAGGCGUUCCCUGCUGUGUCGAGGCUGGAACAUCGAUUGCCAGUGCCGCAUGUGUGCCGAUCCCACUUCUGCUGGUCUGUUCCUCGGCUCACCAUGUUGCCCCGUUUGUCGAGAUCAUGGCCAACAGCAGCCUAUGGUGGCGGAAGCAUCGCCCAGGUAUGUGCAGGACAACAAGUACCGUUGCGUUAACUGUGGACAAUCCCAUCUAGUCCCACCUACGCUUGCCUUGGAGACAACACUAUUGUGUGUAAAGUCGAUGAUGAAGGGAUUCGACGAGUAUGAUCCUAUGCUGAAGCUGGCAAUCUUCCCGAAAGGACCGUUGCACAGCAAUCAUCGUCUCGUUCUUAACUCUGAGUUUGGUGGCUGCAUACAUCUACGAAUUCAGAUGCAAGUUUUCAUGAAGAUCUUUUCCGAAGAUGAAAUUGAUAUUUACCUGCAUAAAAUACAGCGGCUUUUAGACGCACUUGACAGUGUUAAGCCAGGUUUGAAUCAGCACCGUUGGGCCCUGCUUCAAGUUCAGAAUGAACUCGUCAUUCACAGCCUUGGUAAUGGUGUUCGCAGCACGCAGAUUACUCCACAAAUGUUGAGGAAACGUUUGCUUCAGCUAAAAGAAAAUGUUAAUGAAUUGACAUUAUAUUAUUUUGGGGAGAAAGAGAAGAAAUAUUUUGAAUCUUCUUACCAAGAGCCAGCCCAGUCAUAUUUAAGUUUUCUUAAUAGCUUGUAAAUUUCUGUACAAAGCAAUAUUUGUCUUAUAAUGUAAAGAGUCUUUUUUAAAGAGGUACCUGCAAAAGGGUUAAUGUUAUAAAAACUAAUGUAAGGUUUUGUUUAGCUCUUAAAAGAAUUGUAAUUGUUCAUUGGUGUUUAAUAAAACAAAUCAUCAAAAUA
This is a messenger RNA of Frankliniella occidentalis (western flower thrips), 2139 nucleotides long. RefSeq lists its product as uncharacterized. The record is from RefSeq and is a predicted model, not a curated record. Gene Ontology annotation, molecular function: protein binding. Lineage: Eukaryota; Metazoa; Arthropoda; Insecta; Thysanoptera; Thripidae. Bases 236 to 1978 code for a protein of 580 amino acids. The transcript is spliced from 11 exons.